Bursaphelenchus xylophilus (pine wood nematode) is the source of this 3686-nucleotide messenger RNA. NCBI's taxonomy places the organism in Eukaryota, Metazoa, Nematoda, Chromadorea, Rhabditida, Aphelenchoididae. The record is from the annotation of a GenBank genome assembly.
AUGCAAGAAGGCGAAUUGAAAGAGUUGGUACAGGGAAUUCCCAUUCCAGUGAUGAGUAAGCCCCGUGCAAUCAUUCAUGACCAAGAAAUUCCUUCGAAAACGCCAUCAAAUCUGCAUUCGAGACGGGAAGCCAGGUUCGCGGCGGGAUGAAGACGUCGGAAAUUCGUCGAGAAAAACAUCGAGUGCAUUUUUUACUGCAUUCCACUGUCUGCGAGUUGUUUUGAAGGUUCACACGUUAUUUUAGGUAACAAAAUGGGUAAAGUAAUAUAAAAAAUAUGGAAACUCAAUGAAAUUUCGGCCAAAAUAGGUCUCAACAGUCCUGUCAUGGCUGAAAAUACGUUCAUAGAAAAUUUUAGAACUCUGCAUACAUUAAUUUUGGAGUACCACACAUAAACCACCAAUACCUACUAUAAUAUCGAAAUCGUCAAAAUUCUUUGCAAAACCAACUCCAAAUCGAGCCAAGCCCCAUUUCUAACUAAAGAAAUUGCCUUCCACCAAAACUUUCAUUCCCAGAACUCAUAAUAAGCACUUCUUGAUAUUACUUUAGGCACCACAUACCCCACUUCCCCAUAAAAUCGAAAGGAACAGUUGGCGAUCUACAUUAAGCAGCUGUAAUAAUGCCGACACACGAACGGCCACUACCGUUGACUAAAGACCAGUUUAUAUCUUCUCCAUUCUUUCUCCUCAAUUUCUAACGAGGGCGCAGCUCGCGAACAACGAGGAAAGAAAUAAUUUAUUUUCUCCUCAAAUUCCCAAUUUUUAGUCGUCGAAAUGAGUAAGAAAAAGUUACUAGACCUUGGAGACGAUGAUGGAGAGGAUCUGAGCAUAAAUGUGAACCCGGAUUAUGCCGAGAGAUACGAGAAUUGGAGGCAGCGAGAAGAAUUGCAGAAAUGUAAGUAUUUUUAAACUAAAACAAUGUUGUUUCUGUGUUUAGUGAAAGACAAGUAUGGCUCAGACGUCGAGGAUGAAGAGGAUGAGGAGAGUACAGAUGGAGAAGUGGUAAGAAACGGUUUUUUGCAUUUAUUAUGUUAUCCAUGAGGAUACGUAAACGGAAAUUCGAUUUUUGACUAACAUAGAUGUUCCAAGAGCGGAAUGGGAAUUUUAAUAGAUGCUUUAGGACUUUAUUGGGCUUCUCAAUUCAAAAAACUUUCCACAUUAUCAAUUUUCGAUCUUAUAUUAUCCAUGGGCAAUAUAAUUUUUGUCGCAAAAAUUGAAUGGCUUUCUUAUCUUUUGUCUAUUACUAUUUCAGGAAUGGGAUUCCGAAGACGAGAAGGACUUUCUGCGCACAUUAGGCGCUUUGAAAUCCAAUGAUCCAAAGAUUUACAAGUCUGAUGUAAAAUUUUUCGAUCAAGAGAGACAAAGGAAGCCGCGGAAGCCCGAAACCAGUGCUCAAAAGAGGGCAAAAGAAGAGAAAAUGACUCUGAGAGACUAUGAGCACAAACUGGUAGUUGAACGGGGUGGGAAAUUCAGCGAUGAUGAGGAAGAAGAGGAACCGCCCAAUGAUCCGAGUUAUUAUCAGAAGGAACAACAAUUAAAAUCCGAGUAAGUUGGCGUUUAAAAUGUUGAAUUUGGUGUUUAGAUUCAAGAAAGCGUUGGGAGAGGAUUCAGAAUCCGACGAGGAGCUGCUGAAACCGCGGGAAAAAACGAAAGAAGAGGAAAAACGCGAGGAAAAUGAAUAUUAUGAGUGGUUGGCUAAUCAUAAAGAGUUGGAUAAUGUCGAUGAAGAUCUGGUAAGACAGUUUAGACCUUGGUUUUUUGUUUUUAGACCGUUUCCCAUAUCAAUUCACUUGAUGACAUAGAAAAAAAUUUCUUUAUCAAAAAUUUCCCAGUUUUUGUCCAAAAUAAUAUAAUUUUUGUCGAUUUUAGAAACAUUUGAAGGAGAAAUGGAAUUCCAAUGAUCUUACAGCAGAGGACAAGUUUCUAAGGGACUAUUUACUUAACAAGAGGUACGAAACGGAUGGGAAACAUAUCCCAGAAGCCCUUCCAACAUACGAUGAAGUAGUGAAAGUUGAUGAGGAACUUGAAAAAGUCGAGGAGUUUGAAUACAAAUACAAUUUCCGAUUUGAAGAUCCGGAUCAAGAGUUUGUAAGUGUCAUUUGAGAUUUGAUUUUAUGGAUUUAGAUCAAACAAUUCCCUCGGACAGUCAAAGAAUCGCUGAGAAAAGAGGAUACGAGGAGAAAAGAAGCGAGAGAACGGGUGAAACAACGAAAAGAAGAAGAGAAAAAGCAAAAGAAAGAGGAAAUAAAACGACUCAAGCUGCUAAAGAAGAUGGAAAUUGAGGAUAAGUUGAAGAAAUUGAAAGAAGUCACCAAGGAUGAUAUACCAAUUAGUCUGGAGGACCUGCAAAAAGACUUUGAUCCAGCUGAAUAUGAUCGGAAAAUGAAGGUAAGAAAUUUUGAGGUGUUUUAGGAAGAAAGGAAUGAAUUCAGAGGGAAGAUAUGUCUUUUUGGGACGAAAUUUGUUCAGGAGUACCUAAAGUAAUAUAAUUUUUGUUGGAAAUACUAGAAAUUUGAUAGGAUUUUGGUUUGAAAUGAUGGAUCAUAAAAUUUUAGGAGAUUUUCAAUGAUUACGACGACAAAGCAGACGAGGAUGAAGAGAAACCGGUCUUCUCCGACAUCUCUGACAUUGAUGAUGAUGAAGAAGUUGAUGAGGACGAUGCAAAGCCAGAAAAAGUUGAAGAUAACCAUGAACAAGAAGAAGAAGCUGGCCCCAGUAAUUCCGAACCAUCAAGACGAGAGAAGAUCUCAGCGAGAAAACAUAAACGAAAUUCAAAAUUCAAUGAGGUGAUCACCAAGAAAAAGCCGGCGUUCGACCCGAAUGAAAAGACAUUUGAAGAGUAUUUCAAUGAAUAUUAUGCCCUAGACUAUGAAGAUAUCAUCGCGGAUAAUUUGAAGACCAAGUUCAAGUAUCGGAACGUCGAACCGAAUGAUUUUGGACUUUCGACGGACGAGAUUUUGGAGCUGGAUGAUAAGAAGUUGAAUGCGUGGGUAUCGGUGAAGAAGGUGACCUCAUACAGGUCUGCGGCAGAGGAAAAGACGGACAAAAUUGUCUACCAGAAGAAGGCGCAGAACCCGGAGAGAAAGAGGAAGAUCUUUGGAUCGGUGUAAGUUGGUCUAAAAUAAGGUCGGAUUCUGGAAGUUGAUGGGGAAAACGGAUUGUUUUAUGGAUUUCUGGAUGGUUGAUUUUGAGAUUAAGACAGAUAAGAGAGUAGGAUUGAAAGUUUCAGGCGAUUUGGAACCUUAUUUUAGCAAAAAUUGGGAUUCUUUGCCCAUUUUUUUGAUGAUUUUGAAGAAAAUUUUGGUUUUUAAUAGUGAAGGACAAUAUUGCUGGUGAAAUCUGCCUAUAGUUUGAAGAAAUAUUAUCUUUAGGAUAUUAUUUUACAUUUUUUUAAAUGUCUUUCAAUUUUUGAGAUCCGUAUUUUACCACAAUAAAUCCAAUUCUUCUUCGAUUUCAGUGUCGUGGAAGACGAAAAGAAGAAAAAGAAGGCCCCGGUCAACGAAAUCCAACCAGAAAAUCCACCGGAGACUACCGAAAAACAGGAAGAAAAGACGAAAAAGAACAGAAAGAAGAGAAAGAGCCGAAAUGAGCUGAGCAAAAAUCGCCUGAAGGCGUAUGGAGUGAGCACAACCAAACUGAAGAGUCAUUUGAACAAGGACAAGUUCAAGAAGAAGGAAAAGAAAUCCUAG